AUGGGAAGAAGUCAGAAUUCGCAGGGGUUUACGCUAAGUAACCUUCCACAAUGUCCGCAUUACUUUGACAUGUUCGAUGUGUUUAAAAGUUGCGAGAUCGUAAGCCGGAAUUCUCUGCAACAAGCACAGCACUACAAAGAAAAACCUCAGGCUAGAGCUUCCGUAUCCUAUAUGGCUUGUUUAUGCUGGAAUCCGGAUGACAACAGCAAAUACGAAAAGUACGUUAAAGAUAUGGAAGAAUCUCUUGUUAAAUUAAGAUUGGCUGAACUGGCUAAAAUACGGAAUAAAGCAGAAGUCAAAGAAAACAUGCCACCUAUAAAUGGCACAAAUCAAAAAGAUGGGAAGUAUUAUUUGGUGCGGUUGGAAAUGGAGAAAGAGAAACUGAAUGCAUUGAUAGAUGCGGCUGAACGAGAUGCUAGGUUGUUGGAUUUACCUGAAGAAGCGCAUGGAAAAGUAAGAAACGCUGUUGGCAAAGCUCAGUUACUGUUGUCGAAACGAUUUAAACAGUUUGAAGACCUUUGUCACGAUAAUAUUGAAAACGAUCCUGACAAGAAAGAAACGAAAGCAACGGAUUUGUUGGGUUAUUGGGAUAUGAUGUUUAUACAAAUUGACGAUGUUUCGUCAUUGUUUGUCGAAAUUGAAAAGUUGAAAGCAAAUAAUUGGAUAUCACAAGACACGUUAGAUGGUCCAACGGCUGCAUCACCAAAUUCGUUAACGCCCAAAACGAAACGGAAGACCCAAAAUAAAUCUCCUCGACCGAAAAAUAAAAAUAAUAAUACGAUUGAUAACGAAAAGGUGAAAAGAGAAGCUCGUAACCGGUUGGCGGCUGCUCGUAAACAAGCGAAGUUACGGCAGCAACAAGAGCAGGGCCUGGCUGAUGAUUCUCUAAUAAUUAACGGCGGCAGCUUAAACUCGUCGUUAAAUGGCUCCACUUUCAAUGGUGAUUUGUCGUUAAAUUCUUCCUUGAACUCUUCUGUUGAGCUUUUAAGUAACCACGAUGGAGAGACUCACUCUCCACCCUCGUUAAAUGAUGGAAGUGAUGGAAAUUCUCCAGUCCCUGAGCCUACAGAUGAAACUAUAGAUACCGUGCCCACAAAAGACAAUGAUGGUACGACGCAACUGUCCCUUUCCAGUGGUGACAGUCAGUCACCAGUCUCCGGUGAAGACACUUCGUCACCACCAGUUUUGACUGUUACAGAAUCAACUUAGGUAAAAAGUUAUUUUCUUGUUUUUAUAAAUGGCACAAAUUUUUGUUAUCUGUAAAAAAUAUAAUUGUAUAAUAUUUUAUCUUUUACAAAAUGUUUUAACCGUUAUAUUUUGAACAACCUCGAGUCCAGUAACAAUUUUGUUCACUGGGAUAUAGUUUUGAUGUUAUCGUUUAUAUUUAACAACUUCUUUUUUUUUGGUCGGGGAAUUUAUUUAUUGAUUAAUUAAUUUAUAAUAAUCGCAUGAUACACCAACCUCGUACCUAACCCUUUUAAAAUUGAUUUUAUUUUCAUGAAUUGGCGAAGAUUUAACUGCAUUGUGAACUGUGACUUAGGAAGACAUCUGGCUCUUUUAAUUUUAAAACUGGUAGCUGUGUGUUUUUUGGUGAAGAAAUGUUUCGCUAUGUUCUCAGUUAAACAGACUAAUUCUUCACCUGUUGCACAAAACUUGCACGUUGUUGACCGAUUUACAGACAAAAAAAUCUAUAUUUAUUAAAGUGUUAUUUUUUCUUUUUAUUUUAAUCAACGAGUUUUUUUUAGUGUAAUAUUCUGUAAUUAGUUUUUUCUACUACGCACACAUACCGUCCUCAGCGACUCAAAUUUUACCAGAUGAUUUUUGAAAGUAACCUGUUUGACAAACUUUCGCUUUGAAAACCGUCUCGACUUGUUCCACGUUGAGUUGAGGUGUCUCACGUUGAGUUGAGCUGUUCCACGUUGAGUGUUUAAAACUUCAAAAAUAUCAUUCAAUGGAAGUAGACUGUGUUAUAUUUUAAUUUUAGACGGGAAACCAACUUAGUUCUUUAAGAUACUUUUAGUGUCAUAAGCAGUUGAGAAUGAAGAUUGUAUUUACCUAGUGUACUCUAUUUACAUUGUGUUCGUAUCGUGUACGUAUCGUGGAUGUCAUGACGUAUGAAGUGACAGCUGUUUUUAUUCUGCAUGUUCUGUAAAAUAUUGUUGCGUAUUUUCAAGCUCGUUUAUCAAUAAAAAUUUAAGUUUAAAAACCAGUGCUAAUGUAUUUAUGGAAAUUUCUAUUCGAUUUCGUGUUGCCUAACAAUGCUUGCAUGAUACUUCAAUAUCAGGCACUUUGUUUUUAUUCUAGAUUCGCGAAAAUAUUUACAUUCUAGAUUCGCGAAAAUAUUUACAUGCAUUUUGAGGUUAAUACCUGCUGCGUUUGUUGCCUUGUAUUUAUCGUUUGUUGUUCGUAAAAUUGAAAAAUUGUAGCUUCUAUUUGUUGAUUGUUUAUACCGAGAAAAAUACAUUGGAAGAAAUCUUUAA
Molecule: messenger RNA, 2480 nt
Organism: Hydractinia symbiolongicarpus
Lineage: Eukaryota; Metazoa; Cnidaria; Hydrozoa; Anthoathecata; Hydractiniidae
Product: disks large-associated protein 5-like
Exons: 9
Coding region: 1-1209 (402 amino acids)
Biological process (GO): signaling
Cellular component (GO): glutamatergic synapse; postsynaptic specialization
Molecular function (GO): molecular adaptor activity
Source: RefSeq, a predicted model, not a curated record